UCUCGCGAUCUCAGUCUCACGCACAGAACUUCUCUUACUCUCGCGAUCUUAGUCUCUCGCACGAAACUUCUCUGUUUUUCGGUAUUUGCCCUAGAUGCCUCUUUAGCGACGACGACCUCAAACCGCAAUCGCCAACUGCAAAUCGACGGUUUCGCGGCCACGACCUCUCUCAUUCUCGCGUUUAUAUGAGUUUCUUCAGUCACAUAUCUUCGGAAAAUCCCGCAAACUCGCCUCCGCCGGUUCCUCCUUCUCAGGUCAAGUUACUCAAGUAUUUUAUGUUCAAGAUACAAAGUUAAGAGGUGAUUGGCAUGUUGUACAGAAAGUGCAGCAUAGGCAUUUAUUUGAUCCCAGUCUCAUGAAUUACUUGAAUGAAUAUCAACUUAACACUGAUCAGCCAACUGAAAAUAUAACAUAUCAAGAAGAUGAGCAAAAUGAUAUAAACUUCCAAGAUGAUUUUGGUGAGAUUGGUGCCUUACAUAGAGAAGAUGUAGAGCCACAAAUUUUGGAAUCUAUACAAAAUGUGCAUGUGCAACCAACUCAGACUGUUGAUUUUAUAUGUGAUGAAGAUGAAGAAGAGGAAUAUGAUGCAACAUUAGCUAAAUAUUUUAGUGAAGAUGAUGUUGAUGUACAUAUCAACAUUGAUAGUGAUAAAGACUAGUUUAUUAAGUUAUGGCUCCAGGAAAAUGGAUAAGCUCUCGAAUAAUUGCAAAUUACUCACAUUUGUUUGCACCAUCAACUAGUAAUAAUGUGCAGUCUUCAUUAAAAAAUGAUGCUUCACAUGUCGUAUCUACUGCUAAUAAUGGAGGUUUGCCUAUGGGAGAAGCAUCUCCAAUAGUUGAUAGGCCAAGUUUACCAAAUCCGUCAGCACCAGAGAUUGAGACAACUAUCAUUGCUUCAAGUUCUAAUAAAAAAAGGGGUCCAAAUAGAGGUGUAGCAUUAGAAGAGCAUUACAGAACAAAAGGUAAGGUAUCAAUAAUCAUUCCAGAGGGCUUGAAUAGGCCAGUUGGAGAGCAUCACUCAAAGUUGUCUAGAGAAGCGGGUAUUAUAAUUAGAAACUUUGCACCCAUGCAAGUCGAAAGAUGGGAACAAGUGAGUGAUGCUGAUAAAGAAUUACUUUUAAAAAAAUUGUUGGUAAAGAUUAAUUUGUCCAUUGAAGAAUCACAUGUAAAGGAUUGUGUGAUGCACACGAUGAGCAAGAGAUUUUCUGAUUUUCCCUCGAAGGCUUAUGUACAUUAUAAAAAACAUGGAGGUGGAAUGUUAGCAAGACAAAAGCCUUACAAAGAACUUAUUGAGAGACCAGCUGAUUGGAUUUGGCUAUGUAAUUUUUUUGACUCAGAAGCAUUUAAGAAAAAAUCGGAAUCAAACUGUCGAAAUCGUUCGAUGUUGAAGGUCAUUCACCGAAUGGGCACGAAGUCCCUCGUAGCUCAUUUAUAUGACCAGAAAUUAAGCAGGAUUGAGUUAUACAAGGAGGAAUUUACAGACAAAGAAAAUAAAUGGGUUUCUGAAUAUUGUCAGGCAAAAUAUGAAAAGAUGAUGGAAAUUCGUGAGAAAAUCAUUGAAGAUGGAGGAAUAGUUGAUGAGACAAUCAUUUGUGCUGAAGUUUUAGGUGAAACAUCGUCAUAUAUUCGUGGCCUUGGUUAUGGGCCAAAGCCUAUAAAGAAAACUAAAAUUGCCAAAUCAAAUGCAUCGUCCGUGAGAGAGACCGAGCUUGAAACAAGUUUAAAAGUUAUACAAGAGAAAUAUGAGGAUCAAAGUAAGAUCAUUAAAUCUCAACAAAAAACUAUAGAUUGGUUAAAAAUGAUGGCAGAAAAAAUGGGCAUGCAACCCCCUAAUGAUGAUGGUCCAGACUUCUCAAAUGAAGAAAAUGAUGAUUAGAGAUCUGAUUUAUUUCUGUUUUUUGAAAUUAUAAUAUUAAUAAGUCUCUUUCAAUUUAGCUCUUGAACUAUCUUAUUUUAUUGCAUCAAUUUUCUUCUUUUAACACAUGGUUGUUUUCUGUAUUUGUAAUAUAUUCUCGUAGUAGCAAUUUGAACGUUGUUAGUAACAUAAAUUUGACAUGGAAACUUCUUGUUUUAAUUUAAUCUAAGGUUAAAAACUUCUCAUUCUUGCUGAAAUCCAAGUUUUUUGAAUUUAAACUUGUUCUACGAGUCUUUGACUUGUGGGAUUAAGAGAAAUUAUUUAUUUUUGAAUUUUUGGGUUAUAAAUAUGACUUAAUUUGAUAUAGGUGUGUAGUUCACUUAUAAAUAUGACUUAAUUUAAUCUAAGGUUAAAAACUUCUCAUUCUUGAGAAAUUGCAUAAAUUAUUUAUUAAGAGAAAUUGUUUCUUAUUUUUCAUAUCUUCUUUACGUAUUUCUUAUUUUCUACAAUCUGUUGUAAUUUUUAUUUCUACUUUCAGGUAUAGGUGUGUAGUUCACUUAAUAAGCUUCACCUUUAUCAGCAUAUUUAUCUCCACAAACUUUGUUUCAACUACUUGGCAUUCUGCAUAGCUUAUAUGAGUAACCUUUCCAUUCUUUCAUAGUAGGUGCAGGAUCUAGCAUUGCUAAAAUUUAACUGGCUCGCUUAAUUCUACAAUUUCACUUCCAAGAAUUAAUCAAAUAGCCGUCGUAGUUUGCAAUAAUUUUAAUUUGAUAUCAGUAUAACUUUGAAAAAGUAAUAGCAUCUUAGUCAGCUAAAAUGUUAUCCUGUAACUACUAAAUUGAGUGUUUUGCCAAGAUGCAAUAUCGUCUUGUGUUUAUUCAGAUUUGUUCUCAUAUAUGAUGGAUAUACAAGCAAAAAGAAGAAAAGGAUGUAAAAAGAAAAUAUAAUUUACGAAUGGAAGAAGAGUAAGUAUUCUCAUGCUCCUAAUCGAUUAUGGUUCAAAAUCUCACUCACACUUUUGAUACUGUAAGUAUAAUUACAUAAGUAUGUACUUAAUUGAAUUUUUUUUUAGUAUUGGAUAUGCUUCAAAAACAUCACAGAAGGGCUAUGAUCUCUCUUAGUGAUACUUAUUAGUCUUUGAGGACACGAACUUCCUUGAAAAUUCCAUAACAGUACUGAGAAAUGUGGAAUUGAAAAGAGCAAAAAAAAAGGAUUUUGGACUAUAGGCGCGUACAUAUGUGCUGUGGUACUUUUUCUUCCCAAUAAUCCCAUGGGAUAAUAAAGGGGAAAAUUAGUUGCUUUCCUGAAGUUACAUUCUUCUACAUACCAAUUAUAUGCAUUGAUGAGCACUACCUAAAAUACAAUGAAGGCUACUGGUUGACUUUUUUUUUUUUCUUUGAACAAUCUGACAAAAAAUUCUUAAGUUCUGGAUUAUUCUUAUUUAUGAUGGGAUGGUAUGAUAUAUAGUAGCUAUAUAAUGCAUAUUCAGUAGUCAACUUCAUUGUUUGAGAACUUCAGAUCGGUGGAGUUCGGUUGUUAAUAAAACCAAGAAAUAUGCCCAACAGCGCCUUAACAAUUUAUGGAUUUGACUUUCUGCAGUAGAACUAUUUAACUAUGCAACAUUACCCAUAAAGAUCAAACGUGCAUUUUUUUUUCUCGUAACUAAAGAACUGAUAUUAUAUUUUUUCUUUAGCAAGCCUUUGCUUUUACUAUUUUUUUUUACUCCCUUUGUUAUAUAGAGAUGGCAAGGAGUUGUCAACUCGUGACAUGCAAAAGUUGGUUCAAGCUCUACCACAAGACACAGAACAAAUGGAAAAACUUUCACUUCAUUUAGAGCUAGCAAAGCUUACAACUGAAGAUAUGAAAGUUGUGUCCAAUAUGAAGUAUUUGGGUGGCCUAGACACCAAAAAGGCUUCAAGGGGAGUUUUUUCUCUCAAAUUUGAUGCUCAAAAGAAGAAGCAUGCAGCUAGGAAAGAGCGGGAGGAUGAGGAUGAUGCAUGGCAAUUGUCAUGAUUCUACCCCAUGAUAGAGGGAGGCGAUCAAUCAGUAGAACAUCUAUCGAAAUUUUAUGAUGUUUGCUUUGAGGAAGACAUGAUGCCAAGGGUUGCCUACUUGUACUCCAAGUUGAAGUUCUUUGCAUCUGAAAUGUGUAUUGAUAGAUAUGGAGGUAGAUCCCACACUGCAGCAGUACAAGAUAUUGGUUGGUGUUAGAAUGAUUACAGAUUGAUGUUAUUUACUUUUCAUAGAGUUGAUUUUGUAAUUUUAUAUUUAUUUACAUAAAAGUUAAUGAAAUAUUUUUAUGGUAAUUAACUAGAUGUGAUCAUUUUGUAAACAUUAAGAUUUUAUGAUUAAUGAUUUAUGAGAUCACAUUUUUUAUGUUAAUUAAUGAAUGUAUUUGUAAAAGUAUAUGAAUGAAUAUAAUUUUCAUUUUCUCCUA
Molecule: messenger RNA, 4291 nt
Organism: Dendrobium catenatum
Lineage: Eukaryota; Viridiplantae; Streptophyta; Magnoliopsida; Asparagales; Orchidaceae
Exons: 14
Coding region: 670-1875 (401 amino acids)
Source: RefSeq, a predicted model, not a curated record